UUUAACAUAAAGAACUUAUCAAAUACCUAACCUAAUCUAAUCAUUGGCUUAAGAACGGAUGGAACUGGAGAUCAAUAACAAUUAGACACAAGAAUGUGAUUUAUAGUUUUAUACAUAAACACUGUAGUUUAAGUCUUGUGUAUAUAACAUUUAUUAAACUUUGAGUAAAAAGUAAUCAAUAUUACGGAAGUAAGCUCAGGUAUGCGGGGUGGGGCGGGGUGGUUAAGACAAUAAGCGAUGUUGCAAGUGUCGCAACGUCGCAUCGCACGCUUCACGACAAAUGCGACGCUGCCGAACUUGCCGGUGCGUUAAUUUUACUGAGAUGUACGAAGUCAAACUUAGCCACUAAACGUCGAUGAAAUUUGUCCGCGGUAAAAAGGAUUAUUGCUGGACAAAUUUCUUUACGCAUAAUAAGGCGGUUUAUUAAAGAGUUAGUAAGCAAGUAAUAUUUUAAAGGGUUCUUUAUUGAUAUGGUAUUAUAAUGAACUAAAAAGUAAUUUGAUAUCUUGUAUAGUUUUAGAGUUAUGCGGCAUUAAACAAGAAUAACUGGGUUCCGGAAAACCUACCUGAAUGAAAAAUUGGGCCUUUAUUUUUAUUUUUUUUCAAUUAUUAAAUUAUUUAAUAUUUUAAUAUUAGUUAUUGCCCGAGGUCGAUAGAUAAGAGAUGUUUAAAAAAAAUAGUAUAUGACUAUUUUGACUUUCUGCACCAGCGUUUUCAGUCUUGCCAUCAAAUUUUAUUGCUUGGGAUAUUCACCCGGAUCGGCAUACUGAGCUCGCACAACGCGUGGAAUACCUAAACUCGCUCAAAGUCGAAACGUUAUAGCGCUCUUAAGUAGGACUGUAUCGCAUUGUAUCUAGGUACUACGCACUAUUUAUACACGCAUCAUCAGAGGGCCUGCCGCGAAACAGGUAAAUUUAAAUUUCGUUAUUUGACUCUCUAUCACUCUUGCAUAUUGGAACCAUAGAGGCAGUUAACGAAAUUUCGUUUUUUUUUCAGAAUCAGAAAGGCAUCGUCUAAAAGGACAUGGGGAGCUAAGCUUCUGCAGCAAGUGAAAUAUCCGUCGCAAUUUUGAAAUCUAAAUGGCUAUGAAAUUAUCUGUGUCGGACUGUUUUGCUUUUGAGGCUAUGCUUUUAUUUGUGGUCUAAUCAAUUAGGCCGUAUUCUGCGAUGUUUGAAGUGCUAUAAUAUAUAUAUAUAUUAUUUAUUUUAAAUCAAUACGUCGCAUUUAAUUGACAAUGUCAAAUUCAAUAUUAUGACCACUAUUUUUUUUGUGGCGAACGGAAUUGGCAGUUCAACUAUUGUGCCGUAGAAUUGACAUGGCGAUUUCGCUACUCGCCAAGUUACUCAUUACGGGCGUGUCCCUGGGAGUGAUAGCCGGCAUGUCAAUCACAAUAUACUUCGUGGUCACUGAUGAGGGCCCCAUCUACGACAUAACGACAACAGAAGGGACGGACGAGAGCCCAACGACGCCGGAGAUCCCCACCGAGCUAUUGUAUGAAGUAGGCGUUGGAAUUGCUGAUAUGACAGGACCGUGUGUGGAGAUCACGUUUAUGGGUUACGCUGAGUUAUCUCAAUCUGGUGCUGGCAUCCAUACCCGACAGUUCGCUCGAGCCUUCAUCUUCGAGAAAGAUGGCAAUAGAAUCGUUCUUGUUACCGCUGACGUUCAAUCCAUCGGUAUUGCUGUCAGACGGGAGGUUGUCAGGAAUCUCCAGGCCUUGUACGGCGAUUUGUACACGCUGCAGAACGUUAUACUGACAGGAACUCACACUCAUUCGACGCCGGGCGGGUAUCUGGUCGACUUCAUUCUAGACGUCAGCAUCCUUGGCUUCUCUAGAGAAACCUUCGAUGCUUAUGUUACGGGGAUCACUAAUAGUAUUGUCCAUGCUCAUGAAAACAUGGUGCCAGCCCGUCUGUUUUACAGCACAUCGACAGUCCGCAAUGCCCACAUGAAUCGAUCACCAUACUCAUACGAAUAUAAUCCAACUGAAGAAAGAGAAAGGUACGAAAGUGACACCGACGACGUUCUCACACAGGUUCGAAUUGUUAAGGAGGACGGCUCCCUGCAUGGCAUAAUGAACUGGUUCGCAGUCCACACUACCAGCAUGAACAUGACAAACUUGCUGGUAUCUUCAGAUAAUCUGGGCUACGCUUCCAUAAAGUUGGAGGCCAUGUUGAACCCUGAGAAGUUUGUUGGCCAGGCAGACAUCGUAGCUGGUUUCUUUGCUUCAAAUCUCGGCGAUGUAUCGCCCAACCUUCGCGGUGCCCGAUGUGAGUUCAGUGGAGAAGUGUGCGACAAUCAAUUUCUACUAUGCGCAGCGGGGGAGCGUUGUUACUCUUUGGGCCCGGGAGACGACAUGUUUGAGAGCACCAGGAUUAUUGGAACAGCUGUGUAUGAGGGGGCAGUGGAAGCGCUCAACAUUGCCGGACAAGAGCUGAGAGGAGACAUCAAUGUUGUGCAUCAAUUCCUAAACAUGGCUGAACAAAUUGUAUCAAAAUAUGAUCCAGUGGAACAGACUUUCAAUGAGAAUGAACAAGUUACAGGAUGCACGGCUGCGUUGGGAUACAGUUUCGCUUCUGGAACUAUUGACGGUGCCAACACAUUAAACAUUACUCAGGGUACUAUAUCAGGCAACCUUCUCCUAGAUGCCAUCGGUGGCGUGGUAACAUCACCACCUACAGAACAGGACAUCGAGUGCCAUGCGCCUAAACCUAUUCUACUGAUGACUGGGCGAGCCAACUUUCCGCUCCCCUGGCACCCCAGCAUAGUUUCAGCGACCGUUGUGUACCUGGGUGGGUUGGCCAUUGCUGGCGUGCCUGGCGAGCCUACCACCAUGUCUGGGCGCCGCAUACGCGACGUAGUCGGUAACGCCAUGGAACGUCUCGGCCUGCCACGCCGAGUCGUCGUUUCGGGGCUCACCAACGAGUAUAUCCACUAUGUGGCCACGCCUGAGGAAUACCAGGUGCAAAGAUACGAGGCAGCUUCUACGAUCUACGGCCCUAACGCGCUGGACAUCUUCCUGAACAAGUUCGACGAAUUCACCAGUGUCGCAAUUCAGGGCGGAACUGUAGAACCAGGGCCAGAGCCCGCCGACAACAUCGGACGGACGAUCUCACUGAUCCUGCCUGUGAUAGUGGACAACUCGCCCAUCGGCACCAGCUUCGGAGACGUCGUGGAACAGCCUCUAGCGACUGUUGCAAGGGGAGAAACAAUUAGUGCUACCUUUGUGGCUGCGAACCCUCGCAACAACCUUCGGCAGGGGUCGUCACAUGCGGUCAUUCAGCGACAGGAAUUGGGCGAGUGGGUGACUGUCGCCACCGACGCCAACUGGGAAACCAAGUUCUACUGGGAGCGCGUAUCAACGCUGCUCGGCACGAGCCGAGCAACUUUCGAAUGGACGGUACCGGACGACGCGCUGGCCGCUUCGUACCGUGUCGUCUACUACGGAGCCCGACGAAGCCUACUCGGCACAAUCACUGAAUUCGAGGGAUACAGCAACAGCUUUAAUGUUAUAAACUGAUUAUUUUAUA
This is a messenger RNA of Cydia pomonella (codling moth), 3527 nucleotides long. Its product is annotated as neutral ceramidase-like. The record is from RefSeq and is a predicted model, not a curated record. The coding region runs from base 1316 to 3517 and encodes 733 amino acids. NCBI's taxonomy places the organism in Eukaryota, Metazoa, Arthropoda, Insecta, Lepidoptera, Tortricidae. Gene Ontology annotation, cellular component: extracellular region. Gene Ontology annotation, biological process: long-chain fatty acid biosynthetic process; ceramide catabolic process; sphingosine biosynthetic process. The transcript has 15 exons. Gene Ontology annotation, molecular function: N-acylsphingosine amidohydrolase activity.